This is a messenger RNA of Coccinella septempunctata (seven-spotted ladybird), 2509 nucleotides long. RefSeq lists its product as uncharacterized. Bases 305 to 1024 code for a protein of 239 amino acids. The record is from RefSeq and is a predicted model, not a curated record. Lineage: Eukaryota; Metazoa; Arthropoda; Insecta; Coleoptera; Coccinellidae. The transcript is spliced from 3 exons.
UUCAACUCUCUAUUAGCGGGCGGUAUUAACGUUACCGCAUGCCGUAAUUUACGGGUGGAUAACGUUGAACGUUAUCGUAAUUUACGUUGUUUUCUUGCCUUGCGCAGUCUUAUUCUGCCAUUACAAAAUGGGUUGGAGCACAGAGCAGAAGAAUAAUUUGAAGAAAACUUCAAAAUUUAUCGUCAAAAAGGAGGGGGCGCCCGUGUUUGUAUAUUUAAAUGCUCGCACGAAUAUUUUGAAGUCUAUUUUAACCGAGGUGUGAUUUUGAAAGGGUGUUUUUGUAAAUGAAGUUCCAAAAAUAAAAAUGCCUAGUAACGAAGUGCCGCAACGGUCGGCGUUAACCCCUAAAAGACUAAGAUUUUCGUCUGACGACGAUUUGGCUCUGCUAAGAGAGUUCUUAAAUAAUAAUCCGCUCAAGGAUGCUGAGAAGUGGGAAACCAUUCAGAAAAACGUUUUUGAAAUAACGGGAAAAAAUUUCAAAGUGAGAACGUUAAAAGACCAUGUCUUUCUAUUAUUAAAGAUGUGGAAACAAAAAGACACAAAAAGUCAAAAGAGUUCUGGCGUGGAAGAAGUUUAUUCAGAAAGAGACCAACUCCUGCAGGAGAUUGCAGAUAUCUGCAGAGAAAGUGAAGCGUUGUUGGCGAAGAGAAAACGGCCUUUACCCAAGGAGAAGCAAAUUGCCGAAUUGGGAAAAAAGGCCAGAGAUAGUUGCCUCAGUUCCUUGCAAACAGGGGAUGAUUUAAUUCAUGGUGGUGAACGAAGUCAGCCUGACCAUGAUUACAUUACCCUAACUGAUGUUAUGAGGGAACCAUUUAUGGAUACAUCAGUAUUGCAUUUGGAGGAGGAGCCACUAUUUGAAGUAUGUGUAGAUGCAAACUCCAAAGAGGGCCCUGAAAUGUCCAAGGAACUGCCACUUCCUGCUCAUGAAAGCGAAAAGGGGAAUAAAGAAGCUGGAGGGAACAUGGUCAAGCCCUGCUGGUUGAAUAUAAUCGGCAUCAGUAGAAACAAUGGACUUGGCCACUGAGCGAUCACAAAGCUAAUCGGAGGUGCUUGCAAUUAACAUUAACAUUAAAGUAAAGUAAAACUCGAAGACAUACUGCUCUGCUAGUUGAAUAUAAUUGGCAUCAGUAAGAAACUAUGGACCUGCCUACUGAGCGAUAACGAAUCUAAUAAUCGUAGGCCCUUAUAGUUAAGAGCUGGUUGAAUAUAAUCGGCACAAGGUUGAUUAAUCAAUCUAUUUAAUUCAAAGUUAAGUUAAACUCUAAGAAAUACUGCUCUGCUAGUUGAAUAUAAUUGGCAUCAGGGAAAAUCAUUGGAUCAGUCUACUGAUUACUUCAGGAAACUGGUUGUAUAUAAUUGGCAUUGAGUUAAAACACCUAUCCCCUUAAGGGGAAUAUUUCAAUCAUGACUAUGGAGUUUCUUCAGGUGUGCAAGAUGGAAACCCUGUGCAAUAUGAGGAAAUAGAGGUCCAGGAGAUGGAUGAAAAUUUGGAUCCAGAAAUUUUGGACAUUUUAGGUCCCAAAAAGACCCCAGGAAAGGCUGCCUCAGCAAUCUCGAAGCAGCUAGCAGAAUGCUGGCAAGAAAUUCUCCGUGGUGGUAUGGAAGAAGAAGAGGUGGCUAAAAUUAUGGACAAAUACCCACCAACUUCGAACUGCCCAAUGGUUCAAGCUCCAAAAUUGAACAAAGGAAUGAGGGGAGCCAUAACAGACUUUUUUGCAAGAGGGAUGCCAGAAUCACAAGAACUCAGGAUCAAAUUGGGGUAGCCCUAACGGCGAUUGGCCAGGUUCUUACUAAAAUAGUCAAGGUCGAAGGCGAAAAGGACCUACCGGUUAUAGAGAGCCUGUCAGAAGCAGGAAAAGUACUGGCAAGUGUGCACCAUGAGCAUUCUCUGUUGCGAACGAACCUCAUCAUCCCUCACCUGAAUAAAAAUUUAAAAGAUUCACUAGCAGAAGUUAGCAUCGACGGCUACCUUUUUGGGGUGAACCUAGUAGAGAAAAUAAGGGAGGGCAAAGAACUCCAGAAAGCCGCAACGGAGUUGAAAGUUGCAAAACAAAAGACUCCACUAAAGCAAGUUAACAAGAAAAAUUUAAACUACAAGAGUCUGCCCCAGAAAUAACGGUCCACAUUCAGGGGCAGACAGAAGGAGCCUCAGAGGAAGGACAGGUACCAACAGAAGUACCAGAGGUUGUCAACAAAGCACCAUAUGGACCAGGAGUAUCGGAAGUCGUCCAACCAACGGAGAUGAAGGUAAAUAGAGUGGCAGGGCGCUUGAGAUGCUUCAGUGAUAUCUGGAGAAAGUAUACUUCUGACCCAGUAAUCCUGUCAUGGGUCGAGGGUUAUAAAAUUACCUUCACAAGGAAACCAUUCCAAAAAGUAAGACACAAAUGCCAAGGUCGAUAUUAAGGAUGCAUAUCACCAUGUUAACAUACAUAAGGGAGAUAUUUACGUUUCAUAUUCAACGGUUUUUUGUAUGAAUACAAUUGUCUUCCAUUUGGGCUGAACACAGCAC